Apodemus sylvaticus (European woodmouse) is the source of this 5934-nucleotide messenger RNA. RefSeq names its product potassium voltage-gated channel subfamily C member 3 (gene Kcnc3). Gene Ontology annotation, biological process: protein homooligomerization; potassium ion transmembrane transport. Lineage: Eukaryota; Metazoa; Chordata; Mammalia; Rodentia; Muridae. Gene Ontology annotation, cellular component: neuronal cell body membrane; dendrite membrane; axon. The record is from RefSeq and is a predicted model, not a curated record. Gene Ontology annotation, molecular function: protein binding; delayed rectifier potassium channel activity.
AUGCUCAGCUCAGUGUGCGUCUGGUCGUUCCACGGGCGCCAGGGGACCGGCAAGCAGCAUCCUCAGCCGGCGCCAACGCCGCAGCCGCCUGAGUCCUCACCGCCACCUCUGCCGCCGCCGCCGCCGCAGCAGCAGCAGCAGUGCUCUCAGUCCGGCACCGCCGCCUCCCCGGCGGGUGCCCCGCUUUCCUGCGGGCCUGGGGGCCGGCGUGCCGAGCCAUGCCCCGGGCUGCCGGCGGUGGCCAUGGGGCGGCACGGCGGCGGCGGCGGCGACAGCGGUAAGAUCGUGAUCAACGUGGGCGGCGUGCGCCAUGAGACGUACCGCUCCACGUUGCGCACCCUGCCGGGGACCCGGCUGGCCGGGCUGACCGAGCCCGAGGCGGCCGCGCGCUUUGACUACGAUCCGGGCACGGACGAGUUCUUCUUCGACCGUCACCCGGGCGUCUUCGCCUACGUGCUCAACUACUACCGCACCGGCAAGCUGCACUGCCCGGCCGACGUGUGCGGGCCGCUCUUCGAGGAGGAGCUGGGCUUCUGGGGCAUCGACGAGACGGACGUGGAGGCCUGCUGCUGGAUGACCUACCGCCAGCACCGUGAUGCUGAGGAAGCGCUGGACUCCUUCGAGGCCCCGGACUCCUCCGGCAACGCCAACGCCAACGCCGGAGGCGCCCACGAUGCUGGCCUGGACGACGAGGCGGGCGCAGGAGGCGGCGGCCUGGACGGGGCAGGCGGCGAGCUCAAGCGUCUGUGUUUUCAGGACGCGGGCGGAGGUGCUGGAGGACCUGCCGGGGGCGCGGGCGGCGCGGGCGGCACGUGGUGGCGGCGCUGGCAGCCCCGUGUGUGGGCGCUUUUUGAGGACCCCUACUCGUCGCGGGCCGCCAGGUACGUGGCCUUCGCCUCCCUAUUCUUUAUCCUCAUCUCCAUCACCACCUUCUGCCUGGAGACACACGAGGGUUUCAUCCACAUCAGCAACAAGACGGUGACGCAGGCCUCCCCGAUCCCUGGGGCUCCCCCGGAGAACAUCACCAACGUGGAGGUGGAGACGGAACCCUUUUUGACCUAUGUGGAAGGUGUAUGUGUGGUCUGGUUCACCUUUGAGUUUCUCAUGCGGGUCACCUUUUGCCCGGAUAAGGUGGAGUUUCUCAAAAGCAGUCUGAACAUCAUCGACUGUGUAGCCAUCUUGCCCUUCUACUUGGAAGUGGGCCUGUCAGGCCUCAGCUCCAAAGCUGCCAAGGACGUGCUGGGCUUCCUGCGUGUCGUCCGAUUUGUUCGCAUCCUUCGUAUCUUCAAGCUGACCCGUCACUUUGUGGGGCUACGUGUGCUGGGCCACACGCUCCGGGCCAGCACCAACGAGUUCUUGUUACUCAUUAUCUUCCUGGCUCUGGGGGUCCUCAUCUUUGCCACCAUGAUCUACUAUGCCGAGCGUAUCGGGGCCGACCCUGACGACAUCCUGGGCUCCAACCACACCUACUUCAAGAACAUCCCCAUCGGCUUCUGGUGGGCUGUGGUCACCAUGACGACACUGGGCUACGGAGACAUGUAUCCCAAGACGUGGUCUGGGAUGCUGGUCGGGGCACUGUGUGCGCUGGCUGGUGUGCUGACCAUCGCCAUGCCGGUGCCCGUCAUCGUGAACAACUUCGGCAUGUACUAUUCACUGGCUAUGGCCAAGCAGAAAUUGCCAAAGAAGAAAAACAAACAUAUCCCCAGGCCUCCGCAGCCUGGCUCACCCAACUACUGCAAGCCCGACCCUCCGCCUCCGCCCCCGCCACACCCCCACCACGGCAGCGGUGGCAUCAGCCCACCACCGCCCAUCACUCCUCCUUCCAUGGGGGUGACUGUGGCCGGGGCCUACCCACCUGGACCCCACACGCACCCCGGGCUGCUCAGGGGUGGUGCUGGGGGACUGGGAAUCAUGGGAUUGCCUCCUCUGCCAGCCCCUGGUGAGCCCUGCCCAUUGGCUCAAGAAGAGGUGAUUGAAACCAACAGGGCAGGCAGUGACUUGGGUGUCCUGGAGGAAAGAGUAGACCCCCGUCCCAAUGGAGACCCUGCAGCAGCUGCACUGGCCCACGAGGACUGCCCCGCCAUCGACCAGCCAGCCAUGUCUCCAGAAGACAAGAGCCCAAUCACACCCGGAAGCCGGGGCCGCUACAGCCGGGAUCGAGCUUGCUUCCUUGUCACGGACUAUGCCCCUUCCCCUGAUGGCUCCAUCCGAAAAGCCACUGGUGCUCCCCCACUGCCCCCCCAUGCUGGCGUAAGCCAGGCCCCCCAAGCUUCUUGCCCGACCUCAACGCCAACGCAGCAGCCUGGAUAUCCCCCUAGUGGACGAACCCCUCCCCCCCAGGCUCUUGUCACCGCCUGAGACCUCGCGAGACCCUCGGGUUCCCCCUGUCCCUUCCCCCCAGGUUAGCAACUGGGAAUGGUGGGAGGGCGUGUCCUAGAGACACCGGGCUUCUAUCCCCUCCAGACACUCUCUCCUGCAGUUUGAGUACCACGUCCCAGCCUGGGAUGCCUAGAGAAACCAUUCUAGGCCCUGGUAUUGGCAGAGCCAAAAGAACCCCAACCACCCUUACUGGUCCUGAUGUGGGAUCCCACAAGCUGUGUGACCUUACUGCUUCCUGUCACCAGCAGACCCCAGCCAAUUUUGGAAACCUCUACUGUAUGCCAUGUCCUGGACCCUUGAAAGAUGUCCACGCCGAGUUAAACGGCUCCUGCCUCUCAGUCCAAGGCCACCUACCUACUGAGUUUGAACUCAGAUUGGGCUAAAUAUUGAAUUUGAGACCGGUUUGGGCUACAGAGUGAGGCUGAGGCCAGCCUAGGCGACAUAAUUUGAGUCCAACCUAAGCUAUUUAGGAUGUUUUAGGCCAGCCCGGGCUACACAGUAGGCUCUUAACAAAAGGUCCCAAGGAAUCCCUUCCCUUCCCUGCACCAGGCCUCCAGCUCCUUGCUGCGCAGCCCCCUCCGCCAGCCACCAGCCGCUGCCUCCACCCCAGCCCCUGCCGUCCACCAUCCCACCUCACCAACUGCUGCCUUUGGGCCUCAGACCAGGGGACCUUGGGGAGGGGGAAGAGGGGCGGGCAUGGCUGGAUGGGGAGGCUCAGUGGGCACCACCCGCCUCCUAAUCCUGUCUCUCCCCUUCCCUGUGUCUGCACCUUUCUUGUGGAUGCUGACUGACUCUCCGAUUUCUUCACCUCUCUCCAUCUCCUCGGCCCGCCCAUCCCGCCUAUCUCUAUGUCUCUGGGCAUCUCUCACCCCUCCAUCCCCCUUUCUGCCUGUGUCUCCCUGUUUGGGCUCUCCUCACCCUGGCUCCACCCCCACGCUCCCUCCCACCCUUGUCUCUGCUCCUUCCCCAGGUUACGAGAAGUCCCGCAGCCUGAGCAGCAUUGUGGGCCUGAGCGGGGUGUCCCUGCGCCUCGCACCCCUCGCCACCCCCCCUGGCUCUCCCCGGGCCACGCGCCGAGCUCCCCCCACCCUGCCCUCCAUCCUCUAGCGCUGUCCUCCCCACUGUGGGGGGGACUGGGGGUGAUGGGAAGGUGAAAAGGAGCUGGGAGUAGGGGUGGGGAAAGGGUUCUUUAAAAAAAAAGUCAAUAUUAUGUAAAAGAGAUGAUGCCAGCAGACACCCCCGGGGCCUCUCACUCCCCAUGUACUAGAGAACCCAGGAUAGAGGGGGCGUGGCUGGAGCCUGUACCCCGACAACUCCCUCCCCUUUCCAAAAAAAAAAAAAAAAAAAGCAAACCUCAGGUCUCCAUGAGCCAUAAGACACCCCUCCCAUGACUCCUGUAAAUAACUAAAAGCUGAUUCCAUCUUGGGGCACCCACUCCAGUCUGCAUGGCUCCCCGACCCCCUCUUCAGCAAUAAGCCGCCAGGAGCUGCGUGCAGAAAGUUGGAGGGGAGGCUGCUGGGAGCCUCUGGGGGCGGGGCUAGCAUUUUAGGGGUCUUCCUGGUCACCCCCCUCCCAAGGGCAACCCACCCAUCACUAAUUGAUUCAGGAAAAGCAAAAAACCUCUAGGACCACGUAGGAAAGGGAAGACGGGUUGAUCAGCCGCAGCCCGAGGAGCUCAGCUUGGGGUGGGGGUGGGGUCUGCCAGCUGCUCUUGGGCUUGGAGGACGCCAGCUGGUGCAUUCCACCCACGCCCGCCUCCAGGGAUCUGCUCCCUCUAUUCGCUGCAUGGGCUUGGCCCUCCAGGCCCAGAACCUCUACCCACUGCAGUCUCCACUCUAUCCCAAGAGGUGAGACUAGUUCCUUAGACUUACGGAGAUAGACCCUGGCACCCCGCACUUCCACACCCCACGGUCUCCGACCUCCCACACUCCCCUCCUCCAGCAUUCCAUCCAUCCCCCACUGGCCUGGACUGCACCACAGAGUUCUUCCACCCUUCCCUGGCACCCCAGCUCACUUCCAGCCAUCCGGGUUCUGACAGUCCUCAAGACCCUGACAUUGCCUAGACACCCCCAUAUCCUCAAGCCUCCCCCCAACCCCAGACGGCCCCAACACCCAGACAUCACAUUCCUCUGUCUCCUGGCGCCUCUGACACAACACCUCGGACGGACAAGCUCUGUCUGUCUGAUGCCAGGGAGCUCCCCAUUCCAGCAUCGCUGUCUAGGCAGCCCCUCUUCAACAACCUCCCCCCCAGAUGGUGCCAAAACACACUUUUCUUAAUGGCCACCAGAGUUUCCCAGAGCGUGGGACUCCCGUUCCCUCUUCGUGUGCUGAAGUUUGCAAAGUGCACAGACAACCAAGUGUUUUAAACUUGUGUGCUCUUUGCAGGCUCACACCCGGCUGGUGCGUCCUGGCAGCGCAGCAGUUGGGUGUUGCCAAUGAAAGCAAGUCAAGGACAGGAUGGGACCCAAUGCUAAAAGCCUUGCUUAAUGUGCUAAGGUCCGAGGGUUCAAUCUCCUGCAACCCCUCUUGCCCGACUGGUGGGAAAAGAGGACACGCCCACCUCGGCUAGGAUCUCUGCCUGCCCUUCCCAGCUUCCUUGCCCACUAUGUGCCACAUUCUCGGGUGGAAAACUUUCUCAAAUCUUGUCUUGGCUCCAGGAUGCUACCUCCCCCAAGCCCAGAGACCACACUGGUCCCAGAAUCCUUAGCGAACUCCCCAUUUGGAGCUGGGUGGUCGGCAGAAUUAGCAAUCCCUUGUUCCCACCGCCUCAGGGAAGCCUCCCGCUGUCACCAGAACUGUCGGUGGGGGUGUCCUUGGGCCCAAUUCUUGAUGCAACAAUUCCUAUGCAAGGGACAUUUUGAGUCCCACCCGCACCCCUCGCCUUCCCUCGGGACCUUAAACCCUGGUGAGACAGGGGUUGAGGAGUGGGGUGGGAUCUGGUAGGGGCAGGGCAAAGGGCUAGGGGACUCUAGACACCAGGGUAUAGGGUGAGGACUCCUAAUAUUGCCAAAGGAUUCAACUUACUUAAACAACCCCUAUUAUCCCCCCUGUCCCUCAAAAGAGACGAAUGGGGCGGGGGAAGGGGUAAGAGUCCUUUUUGAAGGGUACCAACCACUUCCCACUGUUUCCCCCUGCUCUCCAGUUCCCUACACAUAUCCAGCUUUUUAGUUAAGCAUUUUUUAAAAAAAAUAAGCUACAGUCAUAAACGUCUAUAAAACGUGAUUUUUGCCCCUCCACAUCUCCCAAUUUACCAAACAGUGUGGGAUUCGGGGAGGGAGAGCCAGGUCCUGGUCUCCCUUUUCCCCAUGGCCGCCAGGGUGCCUGCAAUUGCACGCAUGCGCUGCAUGACGCGCCCCCCCACAUACACACGCAUGCGUCGCGCACCCCUCCUGCGCUGGGGGGGGGACGCACGGACUUGGGGGCGGGGCGAUGGGGAGGAAUGAUUGACAGAGGGGAAGGGGGUCUUUCUGAGCUCAAUGGCUCCUCUCCUUCCCCACACACUCACAGCAAUAAGUUUCUCUACUUCUAGUGAGCGGACGGGCCUAGCCUGACCUG